GUCGUGUACGUACCAUCCACUGUGUUUGUAGAAAAAAAGGCAAACUUGCCCCAGGCGAGUGAGUGCGUAUGCUCGAUGCAAUUGCCUCUGAAGUCUGGGGCGAAUCUAUUAGGAGCAAAAACUUGAUGGAUUCAGGUAAACCCGUCAUGUGAGUAUUCGAAAUCAUUCCUCAAGGCCGCGACCUGUGUCAAAUCUACGAUUGAAUCAUUAGGUUUUGGGAUGAAAACGCCCCUCGAAAAAAUCUCAAGAUCUCGAAAACAUUUGAAAAUACCCUUCUACAAGCAUUGUUUCUCCAUUGCCCCCAAAUCUUGAGUUUUUCUGGGUCAUAGGACAAUGCAGAUAGUGCUUUUGCUUUCUUUGCCUCUGAAGUCUUUGAAGUCUUUGGUCUUCUGAAAGGUCUCACCGAAUAUGGCGAAGAAUACCCACAUACGGCCCAAAGCUGGCCCUAUCUAGCAAAAGAAGUCUCUUUCCCCAGUUUUGCCAUUGAUAUAAUGUAAAUUUCUAUUCUAGUAGUUCUUUCAGGUGUCUAUCUUCAUUGCAUAACUAUGAGUGAAAGUGCUAAGCUUUUACCGUCUCUAGGCCUAUCUUUGGACCUAUAUUGGGCAGCAAUGAUUUCCAUGUACCUUAUCGGUCAUGUUGGCCACUGCCUUGUCUCUUCGCCGCCACAUGACAAAAUAUUAUAUUCCAUGGGCAUAUUGGUUCAUGGUACAAUUAGCUCUAAUUGUAAACUUUCUCUAUAUAGUGGUUGUCCGUUUCUGUAUCAACUUGAACAAUCAACUUCCAGGAUUGAUGAAGGAAGGAAGGAGUUUCCCAAAAUAGCCUCUUUUGUUAUGAAUUUGAGUCAGAUUCUGUCAUCGCACUCAGCAACUCAUUCCAAUAAUACAAUGCCCUCCAGAGAAAGAAGACCGCGUCUUGAUGGUUGGGGUAAGUUCACUUAGUGUUAAUCCGGAAGUAAAUGCUAACAACCAACCUUAGGAAGAUUCAAGGUAGCGAUCAUUACAUUUUCGUUAUAUGCUUUGGCAAUUCCCAUUUUACUUUUUCAUAGUACGUCUACCACGCGCAACAAAAGCAAGGAUUUAACAUAUUGCGUCAGUUUUACUGCUAAUUGGAUGUGGCACCGACUCACCUGGCAUGGAUAAUAUAUACGUUUCCUCACUCUCCGGAACCGGAAUCAGAUUCUCCUACACCUGUAAGCCAACAUUUUAUUUUUGCUUGGCUCCCGGUUUAUACUUCCCAUCUUCUCCUGCUAACGCACUCAGCCAUUUGCGCGCCAUCUUCAGGUGGACAUACCUGCGGACCCAGCAUCGGGAAAUCCCCUCUUCUCCUAUCCACAAUCUACAAUCUCACCAGCCCCCACUCAACCCUCCAAUACGCUAUAGAUCUUCAAAAAAGCAUUUCCUUCGUCAUCCCCGCCAUGUCAGCGCUCCUCUUCCUCUUCGCCCUCAUCUCCCUCAUUACCGCCCGCGGAAUCACCAAACACAACGGAACCAACUCCCACAUCCACAUCUCUUCUAUAAAAUUCCUAUUCUGGUCUUCGGCCGCCGCGGCUUUUGCUGCAGCUUAUACUCUUACAUCUACCGGUGCCGCGCUAGCCGUACACUCUAAAUUUUCGACAGAAGGAAACUCAGGGAUGGAUGUUGAGCCUGGAAAGGUGAUGUUAGCGCUUCAAUGGAUGACGUGGGUAUUUACUAUAAUGGCUGCUGUUAUGAGUGGGAGUAUCAUGAAAACGUUUUUGGAGGGGCCAUCGAGGAGAAGGAGGUCGAAUAGUAGUAGGAGGAGUCUAUAUGCUAGGGCUCUGGAUAUGGUGGGGCUUGCGCCGCCUUACUCGAGGGAUCCUUUGCCCGGACCGCCAAACUUGAUUUCUCCUAUUUGAGAUUUUAGGGGACGGGGUUGUUCAGGACUUUUAUUGUAUCUGAUUUUGAUUUGAGAAUGGGAUAGUGGGUUUAAGUCACUGUGGCUGUUUAUAGUUGAUGUCUCCCCAGCAUUAUACAUUGCGCUGUAAAGGUAGAUGGUUGUCCUUUUGAAUUAUUUAAGAUUUAUAUUAGCAAU
Sclerotinia trifoliorum is the source of this 2049-nucleotide messenger RNA. The record is from the annotation of a GenBank genome assembly. Lineage: Eukaryota; Fungi; Ascomycota; Leotiomycetes; Helotiales; Sclerotiniaceae.